AUGUACCUGCUGUACCACAGGCCCAUGCAUCUUCCCCCCAUGCGGCAGAGCUGCAGAGAAUCAGUGCCCCCAGGACUGCCGGGAGGCCAUGACUUCAGUCCACGCAGGUGGCGGUGGAGGGGCUCAGCCCCCCCAGGAGGCCUUGCCCACAGUCCCGGGGAGCAGACAGCACAUCUUCCCACGGACGAUGUGCCUUUGUCUCCCCACAGGCAUGUGCACGGGCCCAGGGGCUGCACGGUGGGUUUGGAAAAGCAGCCUGGCCCUGGCGCAGGAAUUCCUCCCCAGGCCGGCCCCGCUGUCCAGCCAUCGAUUCCUUUCCCAGGACUGAUAUUUUUCACGCCAGGAAUUCAUCUUGUUGGCAGCUCCGUGUCCAAUCGCUCUCACCCUCCGCCCCCCGGUUGCGAGCCGGUGCAGCUCUCCUUGAGCAGCAAUGCUGAGGUCAGCAGCGGGGCUCUGAGAAACGACCGGUUUUCCGCCAGAGGCCACGAGCUCCAGCCAAGGGGAAGGCGGCUUCAGGCGGCCAAAGGCCGGGAAUUUUCCCCUGUGCCGCCCCAGUGGGAGAGGAGCCCUGCGCAGGCUGACGUGCGUGGGCUGGAGACGGGACUCCGGGAUCCAGCCCAAAAGGCCUUUCCUCCACCCUUGCACAUGCCUGUGUGUACACGCGUGUGCAUGCAUGUGUGUCUGCCUGCCUCUCUCAGCUCUGCGUUUCAAUGCAGCUUCCUCCUAACCCAUGUUUCCCUGAGGAGCCACCAAAACAUAAGCCGAGCACGGGCCCUUGCCCAGGGUACCUCCUCGACCCUGAUGCGCAAGGCCGGCCGUGCCACCAGCUGCCCGACAGGCCACAUGGAGAAACACACAACAGAUUUCAAAACAUAAAUUAAAGCAAAUUGCGUUUUUAUAUUGCAAAUAA
Messenger RNA from Alligator mississippiensis (American alligator), 910 nucleotides. RefSeq lists its product as uncharacterized. The transcript has 4 exons. The record is from RefSeq and is a predicted model, not a curated record. The coding region runs from base 1 to 876 and encodes 291 amino acids. Lineage: Eukaryota; Metazoa; Chordata; Crocodylia; Alligatoridae.